Lagopus muta (rock ptarmigan) is the source of this 1835-nucleotide messenger RNA. Its product is annotated as cytoplasmic phosphatidylinositol transfer protein 1-like. Gene Ontology annotation, molecular function: phosphatidylinositol transfer activity; phosphatidylinositol binding. Lineage: Eukaryota; Metazoa; Chordata; Aves; Galliformes; Phasianidae. Bases 340 to 1287 code for a protein of 315 amino acids. Gene Ontology annotation, biological process: phospholipid transport. The transcript is spliced from 10 exons. The record is from RefSeq and is a predicted model, not a curated record. Gene Ontology annotation, cellular component: cytoplasm.
AUGGGGAGCACUGGUGCCAUACCACGGGGUGAACUGGUGCCAUAGUAUGGGGAGCAUUAAUGCCACACUAUAGGGAGCCCCAGUGCCGCGCUAUAGGGCACACCGGUGCCGUGCUGCGCCGUGCUAUGGAGCUUCCCGGUGCCAGUGCAGUGGCGGAGCGGUGCCGGUGCGCGGCGGAUUCCUCCCCCUAGGGGUCGGUGUGCGCCGGAACGGCGGUGCGGGAGGCGGCAGCUCCUGCGCACGGCCCGGGGCGGCCGGGACACGGCGGGGAGCCGGGCAGCGGGGAACGGAACCGGCGAGGACCCGGGAUGAGCUGUGCCCACGUGUGACCCCGCCACCAUGCUGGUCAAGGAGUACCGCAUCUGCAUGCCACUCACCACCGAGGAGUACCGCGUGGGGCAGCUGUACACCAUCAGCAAGCACAGCCACCAGGAGAGUGAGAAGGGUGAGGGCGUGGAGGUGGUGCGGAACGAACCCCACGAGGACCCCGUGCACGGCCCUGGGCAGUUCACUGAGAAGCGUGUCCACCUCUCCAGCAAGCUGCCCAGCUGGGCACGGGCGGUGACUCCCCGCAUCUUCUACAUCACGGAGAAGGCCUGGAACUACUACCCCUACACCAUCACUGAGUACACGUGCUCCUUCCUGCCCAAGUUCUCCAUCUACAUUGAGACCAAGUACGAGGACAACUGCGGGGAUAGCGAGAACAUCUUCCACAGCGAUAAAAUCCUGGGUGACCACGAGGUCUCCUUCCUGGACAUCGCCUUUGAUGAGAUCCCCGAGCGCUACUACCGCAGCCUGGAGGACCCCCGGUUCUUCAGCUCAGCCAAGACGGGCCGGGGGCCGCUGCGGGAGGGCUGGCGCCAGCACACCAAACCCAUCAUGUGUUCCUACAAGCUGGUGACCGUCAAGUUCGAGGUGUGGGGGCUGCAGACGCGGGUGGAACAGUUUGUGCACAAGGUGAUCCGGGACAUCCUGCUGAUAGGGCACCGGCAAGCCUUCACCUGGGUGGACGAGUGGUGCGGCAUGACGAUGGAGGAGGUGCGGCGGUACGAGAGAGAGACGCAGGAGGCCACCAACGAGAUCAUCGGCCUGGUGGCCCCCACCAUUUCGGUCAGCGAGGUGGGGCAGCCCACAGCCACUCACUCGGCCCCCGCCAGUGCCCCCUCCACCCCUCUCGGCGACGACGCCCCCGACUUCCUCGCCCCCCCCAAAGCUCGGCCCCGCAAGAAGUCAGCGCCGGAGACCCUGACGCUGCCUGCGCUGCGGGAACGUGCCAGCGCAGAGUGAUGCCGCACCGCGCUGCUGCACCUUGCCACCUCCCCAGCCAGACUGUCCUCUGCUCCGUGCCAGCCCUGCCACCCGCCUCAUCCCCUCCGACAGCUGCUGACCCCAAAGGGGGGACCUGCCAUCAGGGCACGUGGGAGCCUUGUGGGGUUGUCGGUACCCCUGAGCCGCUGUGGGAGCCCAGGUGGGACACUGUCACCAUUGCCGUGCUGGACCUGCUGGCUGACUGGGAGGGGACACUUGCAGCAGCAUCAGGCCAUGGUGGCAUCCUGGCACCUGGUGCAGCCCCUUGAGCCUGAGUACUGCGGCGCUUGGGGAGUGAUGCUCGAGCAGCACCCUGCAAGGUAGGCACUGGGCACAGGAGGGUGGGCAUGGGAGCGACGGUGACAGCCCAGUGCCACCUCCUGGGGUUCCCUGUGGGAUGCCAGGGACAACCCCAGGCCCUGCAGCUGAGAGCUGUGUCAGUGCCAGGGGUGCCAGGGCAUGUUCAGACCUGUGUUUUCUUUGGGAAAACAUUGGCCUUUUCAGAAAUAAAGCUGGAGACAUGGUGA